This is a messenger RNA of Meleagris gallopavo (turkey), 3537 nucleotides long. The record is from RefSeq and is a predicted model, not a curated record. NCBI's taxonomy places the organism in Eukaryota, Metazoa, Chordata, Aves, Galliformes, Phasianidae.
UGAAGGACAGGAGCUGAGCCCAAGACACAAGCGUGGCAGGGUGGUCUGAUCCACAUCACAGAUGGUGGCAGGGCUCCCUUCAGCCCUCACAGUGCUCGCAGCACAUCGCUGAGCUGCACCACCCACCUGCCAGCAAACAGCAGAAAACAGAACGGGCUAUUUUAGGACAGGUUGAAACGAGCAAAGCUACACCUGUUUUCAUUUCUGUGAGUGCAUCACAGUGAGCCCUGCACGAGGGCUGGCAGCUCAGAGUGCAGCAUACUGAAUGCUCUUGGCAUUGCAUCUCCUAUUUCACUCCCAAAAAAUCUGGAAUGCAAAAAGUUCAAUAGCCUUUUUGCCUGAGUACACAAUUGAAAGACUGCUCAUUUCUCAACUAGCCAAGUUCUGGUCUUGCAGCUUUCUCUGGCAGCCAGUGAAUGCCUAAUAGAUAAAUUCCAACUUUCCUUCUUGUUUUCUUCGUAUGUUUCCUUAUGGUAUAUAUAAGAUAAGAAAAUAUUUAUUCCCAUUUGUGAUAUUUCUGUCCUGGGCAGCACUGGAAUUAUUUGUUAAGAUGGCACGAUAGCCCGUGGUUAUUUCUCCUCCACUCUCUCUUAUUUCACAUUUUGUGGAGGUCCCCUGAGCUCAUUCCCACCUCAUUAAGAUCAACUUUUAAUAGGUACAAAGUGAUGCGCACUCUUUGCCGCGGUGCACGCCGGGACUUGUAGUCCUCUCCCGUCCGUCCCGCUCCACGUGACCGUGGCUCAGCCAAUCACAGCGUCCAGGCGUCGCCGUGGCAACCGCCGGUAAACAAGAUGGCGGUGCGGGCGCUGAGAGCGGAGUGAGUGCUGCGGGACGGGCGGCCUGCCUCGGGCCUCGGGCCUCCCCGCGGAGCCAACGCCGAGAGUCUGGGGUGACACAGCCUUCCCCUAAGGCAGCCUUCCUUUGCAGGGACAACACUAAAAAAGAAUAUAUGACAUCACAGAAUGGCUUAGGUUGGAAGAGACCUUAAAGAUCAUCUAGUUCACCACUUCACAGAGUGAAGUCUCUCAGAGAUAAGGAGGUUCUUGACCAUCAUAGUCUCUCAGUGACAGUCUGGUGGACUGAGUACCCCAGGCCAGGGCUAUUUGGUGUUGUCUCCCCCUCACGUACACAACAUGCUGCCAUUGACAUAGCCACCUCCCUACCAGGAGCUCUCAAAGAUAAGAGCUGAGGGAUUUCCACCCCACACCUGCCAAAGGUACAGUUCCCACUGACAUGGAGCUCAUGUCAUCCAUGAUGCAAAAAAUCAGUCUGUUGGAACAAAAAAUAGAUAAACAAGCGCAAGAAAUCCAGCUGAAGGACAGGAAGAUUGCGGAGCUUGAGGAGAAGAUGAAGACUCUUCAGAAAGGAGAAGAUGGUCCUGAAUCAUCCGCAGCAGAGGAUCUGGAAACGAGGUGCCUUCAGCUGCAGACUCAGGUCUGGGAGAUGGAGCGGUUUCUAAAUGACUAUGGUCUGAUCUGGGUUGGAGACAGACACGAAGAGCUGGAAGACUUGGAGUCACUCAGAGAUGACGAACUGCUGGCAAAGAGGUUCUGGAAGCCAGGUGAGGCAGUUGUUUCCAAACACCAGGUUGAUUUUGAUUUAAUCUUGGAAAACGUGAAGAGUUUGAACAUGCUGGCUGGAGAUGGUGUCUCUCACGUUGAGCACACACCGGGAGGAGCUCGGCUGAGGCAGCCAGAACCCCUCCCUCUGACACUGUAUCAGAAUGGGAUCGUCAUGUUGGAUGGACCCUUUCGCUCCUAUGAGGAACAGUCUGCUCAGCAAUGCCUGCAGGAUAUUAUGGAUGGUUAUUUCCCUUCAGAGUUGCAGGCACGCUACCCAGAUGGUGUUCCUCUGCAGGUCACUGACAGAAGAGAUGUGGUAUUUCAGGAGAGAGACCUUCCUGGGAGUUUUCCUGGUCAUGGCCAAGUUGUUGGCCAUUCAAAACUAAGCAGGGUGGAGGAACCCACCGAGAUCCCAGGUCCCACACCCUCUCUGGAGCAGUUUUGGAACAAAUACUCUACGUCAUCAAUGCACAGCGAAGCAAUGGCCACCCAAGACACAGUCGGAGCAAUGCAGCAGGGCUCUGAGGGGGUGCGGAGCAGCAAAGAGAUCGUGGUGGGGACACCCGGGCUGCCUGCCCUGCAGAGCUUAGAGAGAGCUGAAGAGGCUGGAGCUUCUGCCCCUGAAGUCUGCACUCUCCGCAUCAAAUCUGAGAGUGGGGAGCAGAUGUAUGUCAUAAAGAUGCUGUUCUCAGAGACAAUAGGGGACCUGCGCCUACACCUUGCCCAUGCCAGGGGUGGAGAUUCCGACUCAUAUGAGAUCAUCAGUACCUUUCCCCAGAGGGUGUACGCGGACAACUCCAGGAGCCUGCAGGAAUGUGGGCUGAUCCCCAGUGCCUCCUUGCUGCUGCGGAGAAGAGACCCCUUCCCACCAGAGGGGACGGGACUGCAAACAGCCUAGCAGCUCCUCUGCAGGAAGAAAAAGCUAUCUUGCAAUGUUAGCUGAAUUACAACAUCCCCUGGCUGGGAAGAGAGCAGAGUUGUCUUUCCAGAUCUAGUUUCAUUGUGCCGUUACCUGGGAUGGAGAACAAGGUUCCUUCUUCGAUCUCUCCCUUUAGCAGAGUGCUGCAUGCCAGCCCGUGUUCUGCUGCUCCCCAGGUGGAUGGUUGCUCUUCCCCAGAUCAGGUGGGCUGCUAUCACAGGGAUUUCUGUUAGCUCAAGGCAGAGGCCUGGUUAUAUUGGCUGGAGGUUAUAUUGGCUGAUCUCUGCUCAGGGAAGGCUGCCAGCUUUGCAUUGGUACCAGGGCAGUUACUUACUUGGACUCAGGGAUUCUCUACAGCAGCAGAUAUCUGGGCAGGACAGACAAACAGCAAGGGUCAAUCUACUUUCCACAGAGUUGCUGCCCAGAGAUUUCAACUGCAUUUAUACCAAAGUAAUGCAGGCUCAAUUAUAUGGUCUUGAGCAAUGGCCUUGGGCCGUUGCAAUACUGGGACUGAGCCAGCCUCCUUCCAGCCAGGAGAUCCUGCUGCUGGGUUUCCUGGACGUGAGCAACUCCUUUCCUUGGACAGCCCCCAGCUGCAGAAGGGCCGAGGCUCACAGCCACAUAGAGCAGAGCCUGCUGUGACUUCAAGCUGCUGCCUUCCUCCAUCCCAGCCUGCUGCUUUGCUGCAACAGGACACCGUGUCAUUGGAGAAGAGCAUAAUCCCUUUGCUUCUCUGCUGAACCCUGAGAGUAAAGCAUCUUCCUCUCCUUUAGGCUGGGGCCACGCUCUGCAGGCCCCUUUCUGUGCACAUUCUUCCCAUUUCAGCUCUGACAAGCUCCCACUUGACUCCCAGCUGAUAACACUCCCACGUGUGCAAGGCAGCGCCUUCUGGCAGCUUCCCUUUUAGCAGAAGCCCAACACGUGCCAUCACCCAGCCCUCUUUAAAGGCUCCUGAUAAAAACAUUUAUUUGGUUGUAAUUUCCACUUUCAUUAAGAAGCAGCUAGACACAGAAAUAGGGCAGGCUGGUCUGAGCACUUCCUGGGGCAGCUCUGCUU